This is a messenger RNA of Fonsecaea multimorphosa CBS 102226, 672 nucleotides long. RefSeq lists its product as uncharacterized. The transcript is spliced from 2 exons. Gene Ontology annotation, molecular function: calcium ion binding. The coding region runs from base 1 to 672 and encodes 223 amino acids. The record is from RefSeq and is a predicted model, not a curated record. NCBI's taxonomy places the organism in Eukaryota, Fungi, Ascomycota, Eurotiomycetes, Chaetothyriales, Herpotrichiellaceae.
AUGAUCCUUCAAUCUAUCAUCUCAUUAUUCUUCCUUCUGGCGCUACCUGGCACGUUCGCUAAAUGUUGCCGCGAAGAUUCAGGAGGCGACUGCGGCGAUAACUCUGUGGGAACCCCUUGCUGCGGAUACAAAGCUUGCAACGCAUUCUGUUGUUCUUGUCUUGGAGUCUCGGUCAUAGGGGAAAUCAUCGACAAAAGCACUACAGAAUGGACGUCUGUCAUCACCGCACCCUAUGACUCGGUGCACUCUACUUUUGAGCAGUGGACCUGCCGUGCCAGCCACAUUACGACAUGGUAUCCUCCUCCGACAAAACGCGCACUUCCCGAAGACGCGGUGACAAACAUAUCCAACUCCGACAAGCUGGUGGCAACAAUCACAGAAAAGGCUCAGCCAACCUGGACGACGGCACUGUUGCAUUCUGCAUACAAUCAAGACGCGCUUGUGGAAUUGGAGGAAACAUUUGAUUUUGUGAGCAAGGGCGAAAAGAGGAACGGCACAAGCAUUAUCACCCUAGAGCAGUACUUCGGCUUCUUCAACGUUUCCAGCAAUGGUACACAGACUGUAUUCGGCAAAUUUGUGGAGGCCAAGUUUCGAGCGCAUGACAAGAACGGGGAUGGGUUGCUAACGGUUGAGGAGGCUCAGUUGCUCUGUGACAGUGAUGGGUGCUAUUAA